Molecule: messenger RNA, 864 nt
Organism: Diplodia corticola
Lineage: Eukaryota; Fungi; Ascomycota; Dothideomycetes; Botryosphaeriales; Botryosphaeriaceae
Product: cell division control protein 14
Exons: 3
Coding region: 1-864 (287 amino acids)
Source: RefSeq, a predicted model, not a curated record
AUGGAGGCCCUACUAUCCGUUUCCUUCGACAACAUCACCUCCAAGGAGACGUCCAAGGUCCGCAAAGGCCUGCGCCAGAUUGAGGGCCUGCUGGCACAAAUAUGCCUGAGCCGGAAGCCGGACCCCGCCGCCGCCGCCAAACACAAGCGCAAUGGCUCCGCGUCCAAGAAAAGCCCGUCUGAACCCAAGGAGCUCGGCGCACUGCACAGCGAUCCGGCCUUCAGAGAGUUCUUCCGUUUGCAAGAUGGUUUCGAGUGGAAUGUCGCAACACGGCUCAUCGCAUGUCUCGAGAGAUUAAUGGGCAUGGGUGCAAGCGGACAGGGCGACAUGCUCAUCCUCUCCGUGCUUGACCUCCUGCAAGGCACCCUUCUCCUGCACCCCGCUUCGCGUGCAUUGUUCGGCCGCGAAAUCUACAUGAACCUCUUGCUCGACCUUCUUGACUGCGGCGAAUGCCCUUCGAUCCAGUCGCGUUCCCUUCUCGUGCUUGUCACCGCACUCCUGGACACGCCGUCCAACACGCGGACGUUCGAGUCCAUCGACGGCCUCCUUACCGUCACCUCCCUCUUCAAGUCGCGCAGCACCGGAAAGGCCGUCAAGCUGCAAUUAAUGGAGCUGUUCUACUUCUACCUCAUGCACGAGACGCCCACCAUCCCGGCCGGCGCAAAAGGAAACUCCCUCGGCGCCGAACGGAGCUCCAGCGACCGCAAGGUGCGGGAUCGCAGGUUGAGCGAUCCCGGUCAAAAGACGAAGUCGGUAUCGGAGAAGCAGGCGCUUCUCGGCAGGUACAUUGGCAACGUCGACGACCUGGUGCAGGACCUUCGCGACUGCACGCCUUUCAGCACGGGCAUCAGUGUCGCUGCUUAA